Messenger RNA from Aspergillus welwitschiae, 522 nucleotides. RefSeq lists its product as uncharacterized. NCBI's taxonomy places the organism in Eukaryota, Fungi, Ascomycota, Eurotiomycetes, Eurotiales, Aspergillaceae. The coding region runs from base 1 to 522 and encodes 173 amino acids. The record is from RefSeq and is a predicted model, not a curated record. The transcript has 3 exons.
AUGGGAACAACCUCUGUCCGCCGCAAUCUCUUCCACCACCACAUUAGCAAACGCGCUGGCUCAACUGGCCCCGCAGGUUCCUCUGCACAGGGCAAAACUAGCAACGGACCCUCUGGCCUAUCGUCACAACUGCUGCAGUCCGCUUCGUCUGAUGCAUCUACAUCUUUGAGCUCCGGAUCUAUUGACAACGGGGAAAUCGUGGUUAAGGACAAGAACGGUAGCUACAAGCUUGAUGUCCCUGUACUACCCCCCUUGGUUGGUGAAGAUGGUGAGGAAAUGGAGGGUAUAGAAAGUGUGGGUGCCGGGGAUGGUGCUGGCGCAGCAGGGGACAAUUUAACUGCGCAGGAGAAGGAAAAGAUGGAGGCAAACCUAGUUGAGAUGAUGUAUCGAAAUCGAAACAGACAAAUGAGUAUCGAGCCAGCCGAAAUUCUUAAUCGUAUACACCAGAGCCUUCGCAAUAAGGUCGCCGCCCUGGAGGAAGAUAACUGGAUGUACGAGGCUGAAGUCGACUCGAGGGCCUAA